Messenger RNA from Pistacia vera, 654 nucleotides. Its product is annotated as suppressor protein SRP40-like. Lineage: Eukaryota; Viridiplantae; Streptophyta; Magnoliopsida; Sapindales; Anacardiaceae. The transcript has a single exon. The record is from RefSeq and is a predicted model, not a curated record. Bases 1 to 654 code for a protein of 217 amino acids.
AUGGGAGGCUUUCUCUCCUCAACAACGUCAACAACAAGCCACUCUCAAAACCCCUCCUCCUCCUCCUCCUCCUCAUCAUCACCAUCAUCAUCUUCCGAUUCUCAAAAUCCCAACUCCUCAGCUAACUCCUUAAAUCCUAAAAUGCCAUCCUCUGAUAAUAACCAUCCGCUAAAACAAACUCCGGAAUCUUCAAAUGUUGACUCCCAACAAACCCUAGAAUCUAAACCCCAAAACCCUGAUUCCAGAUCCCAAUCUUCUUCAAUUGAUACAAAAAUAGAAAAAACCCAAGAAGAGAAAGAGAAAGAGACAGUGAUCGAUAAUGGAGAAGAAAUUGAAGGUGAAGGAGCGGAAGAAGAGGAGGAGGGAGAGUGUGGAUUUUGUCUUUUUAUGAAGGGUGGUGGGUGCAAAGAAAGCUUUAUAGCGUGGGAGAAUUGCGUUGAAGAAUCUGAGAAGAACAAGGAAGAUGUUGUGGAGAAGUGCUUUGAAGUAACUAGUACUUUGAGGAAGUGUAUGGAGGCUCAUGCUGAUUACUACGAGCCCAUUUUGCGUGCUGAAAAAGCGGCUCAGGAGGAGGCCGUCAAGGAGUUGGAGAAAGAGAAGGCUGCCGAGGAUUCAAAAGAUUCCAAAGGAAAUGGGGAUGUGGGUAGAAAUUGA